Molecule: messenger RNA, 339 nt
Organism: Pochonia chlamydosporia 170
Lineage: Eukaryota; Fungi; Ascomycota; Sordariomycetes; Hypocreales; Clavicipitaceae
Exons: 1
Coding region: 1-339 (112 amino acids)
Source: RefSeq, a predicted model, not a curated record
AUGCUGUGUCAAGAUCAGGUCGCUCAUUCAAAGCAAACGCAGUAUAGUAUUGCCUACGAGGCAACAACAAUUGUCAUACUGCUGCCUGCAAGGCAGCAGUAUUCCAAAGUAUUUAGUUAUCGUAUGAUUCCACUCUUUUUUGUAGGAAAUCAAGAGUCUCUCGGUGCCCGAUUCACAGGGGAUCUUCUGCCCGAUCGUCGUCCAGUUAUGCAAGCAAGUCGUGAAGUGACAUGCUGCUUCAUCUUCAAGCUCGAUGCGCGAUCGAGGCAGCGGCGUGCAACCUGCAGUUCCCCGAGACGAGGAGGCAAUAUGCUGGGAAGUAUGGUAUGUUUAACAUAA